GACUUACGAGAAUAUGGACAUUCUGUUCUCGUUUCCUGGUGGGGAUUGCAGUAAAGGAUUCUUCUUGGUUUCCCUCUUGGUGGAAAUAGCAGCUGUUCCUGCAAUCAAAGUAAUUCCCACUAUAUACCAUGCACUGCAACAGGAGGACUGUGAAACUUUACAAAAGGCUCUAUGUGAUGUAGCUUCUUGUCUGGACAAAGCCCUUGAAACGUUUAAGCAAAUUCAUGUACAUGUGGACCCAAAUGACUUUUUCAAUGUUCUUCGUAUAUACUUGGCUGGUUGGAAAGGCAACUCCCAGAUGCCAGAGGGUCUGCUGUAUGAGGGAGUCUGGGACACCCCUCAGGCAUAUGCAGGCGGCAGUGCAGCCCAAAGCAGCCUCUUUCAGUGCUUUGAUGUUCUUCUGGGCAUUCAGCAUCAAGAUGGAGAAUCUUCUAAAUUCCUCCAGGACAUGAGAACAUACAUGCCACCAGCUCACAGGAACUUUCUUCGAUCAUUAGAGUCAGAGCCCUCAGUUCGUGAAUUUAUCAAGUCAAAAAAUGAUGCUAACCUUAAGGACUGUUAUAAUAAGUGUGUGAGUGCCAUGGUUGCCUUAAGAAACUACCAUUUGGCUAUAGUGUGUAAGUACAUCGUGACCCCUGCACGCCAGCAGUCUCAGAAAAACCAAACAGCAGAAGAGUCAGAAGCAGCAGAAAAUAGGGGCACUGGAGGCACCAAUAUCAUGGAUUUCCUAAAGACUGUUAAAAACAGAACUCAGCAUUUCCUAUUGUAGUGAUAUUAAUGCAAACCAAACAAGGGCACAGCAAGAGAUUUAGAAGUCCUUUGAUCCAGCUAUAAUUAAAUGCUUUUCUGUGUGAUACCUAUUCCACACUGCAAUCCUUCAAAAUCUCAGAUAUACUCCUAUAUGUUCUCUACAGCAAUAAGAAGUCUUUCAAAUUUCCUAUUCGAUUGUAUGUUUUCUUGCUACAUAAUAAACUGAGGAUC
Molecule: messenger RNA, 981 nt
Organism: Talpa occidentalis (Iberian mole)
Lineage: Eukaryota; Metazoa; Chordata; Mammalia; Eulipotyphla; Talpidae
Product: indoleamine 2,3-dioxygenase 1-like
Exons: 6
Coding region: 14-769 (251 amino acids)
Biological process (GO): 'de novo' NAD+ biosynthetic process from L-tryptophan
Cellular component (GO): cytoplasm
Molecular function (GO): heme binding; indoleamine 2,3-dioxygenase activity; metal ion binding
Source: RefSeq, a predicted model, not a curated record